GGGUUCCCAGCGAGGGCCUUUAGCGUGAGUGGCGCGGGGGUGUCCCCUCCAGUAGCCCUAAGAAACCAGUAGUCACCAAGGACAGGACUGGAAAACAGCGGGUUCUCUUUCACAGCUUACCCAGUGUCCCAUUCCCAAAUUUGCUUUAUUCGUUUCUUGCAUGGACUUCAGCAGAUGCUCUUUGUCCAGAAUGAGGCAUUGUGAAUUUAUGUGAGGAGAUCGAGCUAAAAUCAAGAGGAAGACAGCUCUGUGCCUGCUUCUUGGUGGGAGUUUUUUUCAAGGAACAUGGAGGAGUGAGCUCCCUGCAGUUUCUUGAGUUUCUCAUUUAUCUGAUUUUGCCAUGAUCAAACGUUUGGUGGAAGAUGUGCGAGCCAGGCUGCGCUCUGGAGUGACUAUCAGCUCCGUGGGGCAGUGUGUUGAGGAGCUUGUCCUCAACAGCAUUGAUGCCAAAGCAACAUGUGUUGCUAUCAGGGUGGAUCUGGAAGCUUUUAAGAUCCAGGUGGUGGACAAUGGUUCCGGGAUGGGGAGAGAGGACUUAAAUGCAAUGGGAAAGCGGUACUUCACCAGCAAGUGCAGCUCAGUGGGAGACUUGGAGAACCUGACAUUCUACGGCUUUAGAGGGGAGGCUGUGGCGAGCAUAGCCAACAUGGCCACUGUAGUGGAAGUCUCAUCUAAGACCAGCAGGACAGCAAAAACAUUUGUGAAACUAUUUCACAAUGGGCAAGCACUGGAAGUUUGUGAAGCUGAAUUGAGCAGACCAAGUGGCGGAACUACGGUGACAGUGUGUAAUCUGUUCUAUCAGUUACCGGUGAGGAAAAAGCGUAUGGAUCCUGUGUUGGAGCUUGAGAGAGUGAGACAUAAAGUAGAGGCUAUUUCGCUGAUGCAUCCUUCUGUUUCACUUUCUUUAAGGAACGAUGCUGCUGCUUCUAUGGUGCUUCAGCUCCCUAAGACAAGAGAUAUAUAUUCUCGGUUUUGUCAAAUUUACGGACUGGGCAGGUCACAGAAGUUACGAGAAAUAAAUCAUAAGUCUGGGGGAUUUGAGCUAAGUGGUUAUAUCAGCAUUGAAGGACAUUACAAUAAGAAUAUGCAGUUCUUGUAUGUGAAUAGAAGGCUUGUUUUAAAGACAAGACUACACAAACUGAUUGAUUUUUUAUUAAGAAAAGAAAGUGUCAUCUGCUGCAAGGCAAAAAGUGGCCCUGUGAGCAGACAGGCUGGUGCAAGUGCUGGUCGCUAUCGCUGUGUUCCAGAGUUGUAUGGGAUCUUUAUUCUCAACGUGACUUGUGCAUACAGUGACUAUGAUGUGUGUCUAGAACCUGCAAAAACUCUAAUCGAGUUCCAGAACUGGGAUGUUCUUCUAACUUGCAUAGAGGAAGGAGUGAAAGUGUUUUUGAAACGAGAACAUUUAUUCGUUGAACCGUGUGGUGAGGACAUCAGAGAAUUUAAUGAGGAGAAUAACUUUUGUUUGUAUAAUGCUCCAGUUUUGAAGCCCUCACUCUCUGACAAGAAGAGCACCCAAGACAAUUUUAAGAAAGCAUGUGAUGAAAUUGCAGAUUCCUAUGAAAUGUGCAGCUUGCAAUCAAAAGAUGUCAAAAGGAAAUCCAUGUCGGGGAAAAAAUCCUUGAGUCUUAUAGAGUCAAAUAAAAAUCUACAGGAAACUGAGAUGGCCCCGUAUCAGAAGAUUGCUGAACCAUCUGAUCUGUGUAGAAAUAACCAUGUGGAGAUUCCACUGCCCAGCAAGGAUGACACAGCUUCUGAUUUCAUUGUAUCAAAUAUCUCAGAACAGGAGCCAAAAGACACCAACAGUUCCCAAAAAUCAUCUGAUACUCAUCUGAAACCUUCAGAAAAUCUUUGUUCCUCUUUUAGUGGAGGGGCCAUAUCAGAAACAAGAAAAAUAGUCAGUUGUGGUGACCUGCAGCAUUCUGCAGAGAAUUACAUAAAAGAUAUGGGAAGCAAGCAAGGGAAAGUAGUGGAGAAAAGAAAUACGGUCUGUAUCUUAAACAAUGAUGUUAUUCGGUCACCAUCUGAGAGAGAAGACCUUACCGAAACAGCAAUGGGAACUGAAACUGUCUCUGGAAGUUCAUUGAUGAGGACAGGAGACAGGGAAACUGCUGAAGUGAUAGAUGAUGCUGGACGAGGCGCCGUUAGUUCCGUGCCAUUAAAAUCGUGCUCUACAAGCGUCAUAAAACAUGUUACGCAAAAUCAGCCCACACAUGCAUGUGAACAAACAGAAAUGAAUCUUUCAUUAAACACGCAGUGUAGACCUGGCCCUAUCAGAACCCAGGAUACUUUUGGCCACAAAGUGAGUUUUUUAAUUCAGUCUUUAAAUGCUAAGGAUAUUUCCAGUAAUACAAGUGAAGAAUAUACACCUCUUUUGACCAGAGAAGUAUGCAUGGCUGAUGGUAGUGAGCGGUCAGAGAACAAAACAUUUCCAAAUCAGGUGAGUGAGGGGAUAACUAUGCCUAUUGCUACCAGUAAAAGACAUUAUAAGACAUUGAAUGUUACAGGAUUGCCAGAGGCAACUUCUUCAUGUGUUCCUCACAAUAAAAUGAUAAAAAGCACUAGAAGACAAAUAGCUCUGCCGAGACCUCAGCCCCCUAAGAAGCUGAGCUUGUGCACACAGCUGGGUUCGUUAGAAAAGUUCAGGAGAUACUAUGGGAGAGUCAGGUGUGUGCUACCAACACCGUUGUCAGAGCAGAGUGAAUUUGGUCUCCCUGUUUUUAAUUCACAAGCUAAUUGUGGCUUUUCAAAGAAUGGAAAUGACAACCAUGGUAGUGUGAGCACUUCUGAAACUCCAACUUUGGAAGAUACAGAUCCUAGUAAUAGUAUCCAAGUUUUUGAUGCUUUGGAAGAGACUUCAUUAUGCAGUGGAGAAACUUCACAGGACAAACAGGCCCUUUGUCUAAGUCCAUUGACAUCGUCUGAUUACUCUCAGGUUAGUAAAAAAAUUAUAAGAUGUAGAAAAUCUCCGGGAUCAUUAUCAUCCAAACUGUCCAGACUGAAAAGUGACCACAAAGAAGUAACACAACUUGGUGAACAAUUCCAAACAGACUCAAGUAGAAAAGACGACUACAGUUUUGAUCUUGAAUCUUCAAAUAAUGAUUUUUUGUACAAUGCUUGUCAAACAUACAAAUCCUUAGAGGAAAAAAUGAAGGAAUGUAAUUACAGCAUUUCUAAGGAGGAUGUGUGCUCACAACCGGAUGGAACGAGAGCAGAGUCCAUGAAAAGUACUGUCAGCCUGUCACCACUCAGCAGCACAGAAGGGGAGUACACAGUCUCUUCAGGUAGUGUUUUACCUGCUCAAGAGGAUUGUACUAACAUCACCUGUGAAGAGAAAAGUACAUUAGGUGAAUCCUCAGAACAAAAUCUGAAAGAUACUGAGGUUCCCCAUAUGACCUUCCCAAGUAACUUGGAGUUCUCUGCAGACAACACAAGCGCAGGCAAUCCCAGGAAUGAUUUGUGGUGUUCAAACUGGCUGCAGGAUUUUGAUGUUUCGUUGGGUAAGACAAUAUACAUCAAUAAAACAACUGGGCUGAGCACCUACAGCACUCCUCCCGCUGAGGCAUUUCAAGCUGCCUGCAUUCAAGAUAUAACAACAAUGGCUGUGAAUGUUGUCACACAGAAUGGGUUUCAGUUCAGGUGCCAUCCCUUUAGAAGUGAGAUUGUGCUGCCCUUCCUUCCUAGACCUCGAAAAGAGAAGACUCUAGCAAGCCAGGAUCUGAGAGAUGCUGAAGGGGAGUCUCUCCAGUCGUUGCUUUCAGAAUGGGAUAAUCCUGUUUUUGUUCCUUGCCCAGAGGUUGCUGUUGAUGUGACCAGCAGUCAGGCUGACAAUCUGGCUGUGAAAAUUCACAAUAUCUUGUACCCUUAUCGUUUCACCAAAGAUAUGGUUCAUUCAAUGCAGGUUCUUCAGCAAGUGGACAAUAAAUUUAUCGCUUGUUUAAUCAACACUAGGAAUGAAAUGGAUAAAAAGACAGAUGGAAACCUCUUGAUUUUGGUGGACCAACAUGCAGCUCAUGAACGGAUCCGCUUGGAGCAGCUUAUUGCAGAUUCCUAUGAUAAGGAAGCUGCAGCACGUGGCAAGAAGAAAUUACUGUCUUCUGCCAUUUCCCCCCCUUUGGAGAUUGAAGUUACAGAAGAACAAAGGAGAUUUCUACGAUGCUGCUACAAAAAUUUGGAGGACUUGGGUCUUGAAUUGUCAUUUCCUGAGAACAGCAGCAGCUUGAUUCUAGUGAGGAAAGUGCCGCUGUGUUCUACAGAAAGAGAUGCCAAUGAAUUACAAAGGAAAAGACAACCUGUCACUAAAAGCGUCAUUGAGGAGCUUAUUCAAGAACAAGUUGAGCUAGUGCAGACCACAGGAGCAGGAGCACGAGGGACACUGCCUUUGACAUUUCUGAAGAUGUUUGCUUCCCAGGCCUGUCAUGGAGCUAUUAAGUUUAAUGAACACUUGACUUUGGAGGAGAGCUGCAGACUUAUAAAAGCUUUGUCAUCUUGCCAGCUGCCCUUCCAGUGUGCUCAUGGAAGACCUUCCAUGAUGCCUCUUGCAGACAUAGACCAUCUACAGCAGGAAAAGCAGCCUAAACCAAAUUUGGCUAGACUGCGGAAGAUGGCACGCGCGUGGCACCUAUUUGGAAAAAAAAGACCCUAAUGAAAAACAAGUUAAGAUUGUAAGCUGCAACCACUAGACGCGUUGGUACAAUGCAAGUCCCCCUGUUGUUAGACAACGGUACCUUGUGUGGAGCCAAGUUUCUGAGCCAGUGCGGUCACUGAAGUUCUGCUCCAAGUAUUGACCCAAGGAGCAGAGUCCAGCCAGAAGAACAUGGCAGCAGGACCUCACCUUGUAGCCUGGAGAAGCGUCUUCAACAUUAAGGAAUUAUAUUGUGAGCCUGGGAUUUAAGUCAGUGCUUGACUGUGAGAGGCAAGAAGUUGUAGCCACUCAGUUACAAACCACUUUUUCUCUGCAAGCAGAGCAUGAUACUGCAUAAUAGAGAGGAGACGUGUAUUUUAUAGUGCUUUAAAGAUGGGGAUGUAUUUAUUAAUAAACACUAAACUCUUUCUUUGA
Messenger RNA from Columba livia (rock pigeon), 5056 nucleotides. It is a transcript of the gene MLH3, whose product is annotated as mutL homolog 3. The coding region runs from base 341 to 4642 and encodes 1433 amino acids. Gene Ontology annotation, molecular function: ATP binding; ATP-dependent DNA damage sensor activity; ATP hydrolysis activity. NCBI's taxonomy places the organism in Eukaryota, Metazoa, Chordata, Aves, Columbiformes, Columbidae. Gene Ontology annotation, biological process: mismatch repair. The record is from RefSeq and is a predicted model, not a curated record. The transcript has 13 exons. Gene Ontology annotation, cellular component: mismatch repair complex.